AUGCUCUCAGCUGUCCAUCUGGCUAUUCUAGUGGAGCUGGGGACUCAUGCUACAAAGUACGAUAAUAAGUUAUCUAAAAAUUGCAGUUCUGAUCCUAUUCAGGUUUUUGCAAAUCACAGCAGUUAUUUGGACGCUUCGGUUCAGUGUUCAAACGAUGGUGGUCGAUUAGCUUCCAUUCACAAUGCUUUUACUAACGCACUGAUCCAAGAUCUAGCUGAAAAAGCUGAUACUAUGGUUUGGCUAGGUCUAAGAUGUCCCGAUGAGAACGCGAAAAAUUGUAGAUGGGACGAUGGCCAAGGAGCACCAGAUCAGUACAGCGCAUUUUAUCCAGGCUAUCCUAGUGGAAUCGCGGAAUGUGUGUUUAUGAUGAUCGACGGAGCACCGAGUGGCAAAUGGGUCACAGGAGAUUGCAAUAAUAUGCUGAUUGGAUUUGUUUGUGAAGUGGAAGCAAAAGCAUCUUGUGGUGAUUACGACCACUAUGGCGAUUAUUGCUACAAAGGCUACAACCAAACUCUGCCGCAGAUUGAUGCAGAAUCCCAGUGUCAAAACGAAUGCGGGCACCUUGUAUCUAUCCAUAGCGUAGAUGAAAAUCAAAUGAUUUUGGAUAGAUACACUGGCAAUGUGAAUUUUGUUCGAGUUGGAUUGCAGACAAACGGCAAAAUGUUUGCUUGGUCGGAUAAUACCACUUUCGACUACAAUAACAUAGGAUACAGCAGCUCAACGAUUGGCGAAUGUAUAGCACUGUCAGCUAUAGAUGAUGUGGUAUCCCGCGGAGAAUGGAUGUCCGUUUCGUGUACACAGCAAUUACCAUUUAUCUGCAAAAGGGAAGGUGACUGCUUUAAGUCUACAACUCCAGAAGUAACAACACCUGUGACUCUAGCUCCUUUAACCUGCAGUUCCCCUUAUUCCAUGGAUCAGAACGGAACCUUUUACUCGCCUGGUUUUCCGAACUCCUACCAUAACUCCAAAGCAUGUUAUUAUAUUCUCACAGUCGAACAAGAAAAAGUAGUGCAGCUCCACUUUGCUUAUCUCCAGCUCAGCCAAAGCAGCAGCAUCGGACUAUUCAACUCGAUCACUGAUUCUACACCAUUUAUGAAUAUAACAACAAGUGUCUCAUCUUCUCAAUAUUUCACAUCAACAUCAAAUGUGAUGAAGAUGAUCUUUGUAGCUGGGAGUGAUGGUGAUGGAAUCAACAGAUGGGAAGCGAAUUUUUCUCCAAAGGAGAAUGUGAUAACAACUUCGCCCAUGGUCACCAUCACGCCGUCACCAACCAAUCCUAGUGGUUGCAACCAAAAUUCUGUUGCACCUAUCAAUAUCACAAGCCCAAAUUAUCCGAGAAAUUACCCAGCUCUGAUGCAAUGUCGUUAUCAACUGACAACCGAUAGUAAGCACAGGCAAGUUAGAGAUAUGGUCACCAUGGGUGAUCAAGGAAAGUCUUAUUCAGGAUACGUUUGA
Molecule: messenger RNA, 1455 nt
Organism: Cylicocyclus nassatus
Lineage: Eukaryota; Metazoa; Nematoda; Chromadorea; Rhabditida; Strongylidae
Source: the annotation of a GenBank genome assembly